Molecule: messenger RNA, 2490 nt
Organism: Myotis brandtii (Brandt's bat)
Lineage: Eukaryota; Metazoa; Chordata; Mammalia; Chiroptera; Vespertilionidae
Gene: ZDHHC13
Product: zinc finger, DHHC-type containing 13
Exons: 18
Coding region: 167-2038 (623 amino acids)
Biological process (GO): protein palmitoylation
Cellular component (GO): Golgi membrane
Molecular function (GO): protein binding; palmitoyltransferase activity
Source: RefSeq, a predicted model, not a curated record
CGGGGCCGCGAGCAGGAAGUGGGAUACGGGAGGCUCGCGGCGCGCUGGCCAGCGGGUUGCAUCCGCCACUUCGCGGCGUCCCUACAGUCGCUGGGGCGAUGGAGGGGCCGGGCCUAGGCUCGCAGAAUGGACGCAUCCUUGAGAAGAUGGCAAUCUCUAGAUACAGAUGAGAACACUGACGCUGUCUCCAGUUGGAUGCAGGAAUCACAGCCAUGGCCCCCACCCUUCAGGAUUUGGUCGACAUGGAGUCUGUGCACAUGAAAACAAAGAACUUGCCAAGGCAAGAGAAGCUCUUCCUCUUAUAGAGGACUCUAGUAACUGUGACAUUGUAAAAGCUACUCAAUACGGGAUUUUUGAACGAUGUAAAGAAUUGGUAGAAGCAGGAUAUGAUGUCAGGCAACCAGACAAAGAAAAUGUGUCGCUUCUUCAUUGGGCUGCUAUUAACAACAGACUGGAUCUUGUAAAGUUUUAUAUUUCAAAAGGUGCUGUGGUAGAUCAGUUGGGUGGAGAUUUAAAUUCAACUCCUCUUCACUGGGCCAUCAGACAAGGACAUUUACCCAUGGUCAUAUUAUUACUGCAGUAUGGUGCAGACCCCACCCUCAUCGAUGGAGAAGGAUUCAGCAGCAUCCACUUGGCAGUAUUAUUUCAACACAUGCCCAUUAUAGCGUAUCUCAUCUCAAAGGGACAGAGUGUGAAUAUGACAGAUUUAAAUGGGCAAACACCUCUCAUGCUAUCAGCUCACAAAGUACUUGGGCCAGAACCAACUGGAUUUCUUUUAAAGUUUAAUCCUUCUCUCAAUGUGGUUGAUAAAAUACACCAAAACACCCCACUUCACUGGGCAGUGGCAGCAGGAAAUGUUACUGCAGUUGAUAAACUUUUGGAAGCCGGUUCUAGCUUGGAUAUCCGAAAUGUUAAGGGAGAAACACCUCUUGAGAUGGCUCUACAAAGUAAAAAUCGGCUCAUUAUUCACAUGCUAAAAACAGAAGCCAAAAUGAGAGCUAACAAAAAAUUCAGACUUUGGAGGUGGCUACAGAAAUGCGAGCUCUUCCUGCUGCUGAUGCUUUCUGUGAUUACCAUGUGGGCUGUUGGAUACAUACUGGACUUCAAUUCAGAUUCUUGGCUUUUAAAAGGAUGUCUUCUAAUAACAUUGCUUUUUCUGACAUCUUUGUUUCCAAGGUUCUUGUUUGGGUAUAAGUGCCUUGUGUACUUACCAACGGUCUUUCUGCUAAGUUCCAUUUUUUGGAUAUUUGUGACUUGGUUCAUCUUAUUCUUCCCUCAUCUGGCAGGCACUCCUUUCUAUUUUGUUUUUAUUUUCAGCAUAAUAGGCUUCCUCUAUUUUUUCUAUAAGACUUGGGCAACGGAUCCAGGCUUCACUAAGGCUUCUGAAGAAGAAAGGAAAACGAAUAUCAUCACCCUCGCAGAGACUGGCUGUCUGGACUUCAGGACAUUUUGUACAUCGUGUCUUGUAAGGAAGCCACUAAGGUCACUCCAUUGCCCUGUGUGCAAAUCCUGUGUGGCUCGAUACGACCAACACUGCCUGUGGACUGGACGGUGCAUAGGUUUCGGCAACCAUCGCUAUUACAUAUUCUUCUUAUUUUUCCUUUCCGUUGUGUGUAACUGGAUUAUAUAUGAAUCUUUCAUGUAUUGGUCAAAUCAUUGUGCCACAACAUUCAGAGAAGAUGGACUAUGGACCUACCUCAAUCAGAUUGUGGCUUGUUCUCCUUGGGUUUUAUAUAUCUUCCUGCUGGCAACUUUCCAUUUCUCAUGGUCAUCAUUUUUAUUAGUAAAUCAACUCUUUCAGAUUGCUUUUCUGGGCCUGACCUCCCAUGAGAGAACCAGCCUGCUGAAGCAGAGCAGGCAUAUGAAGCAGCCAUUGUCCCUCAGGAGGACACCAUACAACCUUGGGUUCACCCAGAACCUUGCAGAUUUCUUUCAGUGUGGCUGCUUUGGCUUGGUGAAGCCCUAUGCAGUAGAUUGGACGUCACAAUACACCAUGGUCUUUCACCCAGCCAAGGAGAAAGUUCUUCGCUCAGUAUGAAGCAAAGCAGCCCAAAGCUCUCACUCUGAUUUGUUUGUGUUUAUGUUCACGCCCUGUGGUGUAAAAGUGAAGAUUUAGAGUUCACCUAAGCCCAGAGGAAACACAGGUGGUUUUUAAAGCCAUUUGGUGAAAACAGAAGUUGUCGAUAAAGGCAUUAUACUUUUUUUAGAGUUAACAAGAGCAGUCUUGGCAGACAUCUAAAAAAAAAAAACUUUUAUAUUUUUUACAAAUGCAAGUUACUUUUGGGGGGGAUAAUAUUCACUAAUUAUGGAUAAAAUGUGUUAUUUUCAGAUACUUUAUUGGCUGUUUCAAAAUAGUCUGUUCUUUAAACUUGUAAUUUUUGAUAAAUUAUUUGUCUUUGUUUUAUCUAUAAAUAUGUAAAAAUAUUUAAAUAGAUAUACUGUUUUGCUUUCACACUUAAUAAAAAAAAUUUUUGUAGUUCUUUUGUAGUU